CCGAGCGCAUGCGCGUUGUAAUGUGGGAAUUUCCAAUAGUUGAGGAGGCGUAGCUAGCCACGGCUAGCUCUUGCUAAAGCUAGAAGACGGACACAAUCAUGCAUGUGUCUUCAUGAUGAGUGACCUUGAUCUCUGCGCGUGCUGAAACCAAGGAAUGGAAUACAUACAACUCUGCACUAACAGAGCGUGAAGCGAAAGCUACUCCUGACCUCAUCUUAAACGACAUAGGCCUGUUUGUCUGGAAACAAGUCAGGCUAUGAGCCAAUUCCAGAGAUGCCCAUAAGAAGGCAUCCCUACAGGCUGCAGCCUAGCUACGCCAACUGAAAGCACAACUGCGUCUCUUGUUUAGAGUAUGUGCUGCUGAUUGGACGCAACAUCUCAUUCCUCUACCACCUCUACAAAACGUUGUUAACGUUGAGUUUGUACCAGCGUGUGAAGUGAAUAAUGGUCUCGAAAAAUGGUGCUUGAAUGUAGCAUCCUGGUGCAGGGUGUGCUAAAAGGGGCGAGGCUCUCUCAGAAAAGUAUAACAGCUGACUGAUAGUCUGCUGCCGAUAAUGGAUGCUAAGUUAAAAGAGGACCUGUUUCGGAGGUAUGUGACAGCACUGGAGAGGCGUCUGGAGGAGGGAGGGGAAUACACAGGGAUUGGAACUGCCCCAGAGGGGGACAAAAGAAGACACAAGGACAGUGAGGCCCUACUCUCCACAGCCACAGCUCUGCUAGGGGCCUACCAGCCAGAUCCGGCACAACGUUUCCGCAUGGUGCAUUUCUAUGAGGUGGUUGAGAACUCACUCCGCUACCAGAGAGGGGCUAACCUCAAGAGCCUGGAGAGAGCCUUCCACACCCUGGAAACCAUCUGCACCAACAUCUUGCUCUUCCCUUGGAAGAAGGAGUUCAGGUGUAUAAAGACCUUCACUGGCCCAUACGUGUACCAUCUGCAGUCUGCCAUUCCAGAUACUGAACUGCGAUCUCUAAUGCACACCAUUGGCUAUGCCUGUGACCAUGAUUCGCAGUUCCAUUUGCAGGAGCACCCAGGAGGCGCAAAUCAUCUCCGCCAUUUGGCGUUUGAGCUCUUCCUAGCCCAGGCAGAGUGUCGUCUUCUGGGAGAGGUAGUGGCUCUGGCCCGUGGUUCAGCCUCAGAGUUGGAGGCCCUGGAACUCCGUAGAGGUUGCAGAGAUGAUGCAGCUGGCUGUGCUGAGGCGCUCCGCAGACGUGACAGCCUUGGGGCAGAUAUGGCUCGGCUGUCUGUGCGGCCGUUGGAUAUAGAGAGGCCUCAUGCCCACCACCUGAGGCGAGGUAGCCGACCAUCUAAGUCUGUGGAUGUUACAGAUGGGGCUGGUCACUGGCACGCAGCAGUUAGCAAGCCUGUCUUGAAGGCCUCAUUGAGUCUGAGGAAGGAGCCUCUAUUUGUGGAUGCAGAGGAGGAUAUGAAGGAUGAGAUCAUCAGACCCAGCACAUCAGCAUCUCUCUUCUCUGUGGUAGCUCCACCUUCCUAUAGCCCUGUUGCGGAUUUCUUCCCAAUUCAGUCACCUCCCCCAGCUGAUGCUUACACAUCCUACCACCUGUCAUCUUUGGAUGAGAUUGACUUGUACACAGAGAGGGGUGGCGCUGGGACGGGAGGAAGGCAAACUCCCUCUCGACCGCCAUCCAGAGAGCCUCGGGAGGCAAGGGAUGGGUGGCUGCUCAAAGCUCAUGGUAGUGUGAAGUGUCAGGGUUGUGGACUUGGCUGCUCAACUAUGGCUUCCUGCCAGAGGUGUGACAUGAUCCUCUGUUCUGCUUGUCAUGAUGUGGAUCCCUCCCCUUGCUGUGGCUUCCAGGACUACCACCCCAAAUCCCCGCGACCCCUUGAUGGAUACAUCCCUGUCAAGGAAAAGCUCUCUGUCUACUCUAAUACUCACUCCCACUCCCAUCUACACCCGCACCCCCUCACACUGACUCACUCUCACUCUCACCCCCAUCCUCACCCCCAGAUGGUGGAAAAACCGCUUGUGUCCACUAAGCUGUUUCCAAGCAAGUCUGUUGCCUUGACAACAUCAAAGGGAGGCAGCAGUGAGAGAAUAAGCAUGGGGGGAUCGCGGUGCGGGUUUUGCAACAAGCCAGGUGCAUCACAUACCUGUGUGAACUGCUCUAAGGUGUCAUGUGACUCGUGCAUGGGCUUGUAUGCAAAGGAUAUGUGCACGCGAAAGAAUCCCCAACACAGCUUUGUGCCCAACCAUCAGCUCAACUUUAAAUCUGGCACCAUAUCUCACCUGGUGUACCGAUGAAUCAGGCAGACAGAAUAUUUUGUUUCUCCCUUGUCGCCCCCCCCAUUAAUCCGUGGCGUAGUCUUGCGCUAUUGCUUUAGUUCUGUUCCCACUUAAACAACUCAUUCACAAUCUUCCCUUUUAUCUGAUUUCCUUUUCGCUCUCUCUAACAGUGAACUUGAACUUUGUACAUUUUCUGUUACUGUCAGUAGGACCCUGGAAUGCACAUGCCACAGAGAGCCAUAUCGUGCGCCCAUCUCUCUGCCUUGUACAAGUUCAGGCCUUUUAUCUCUUUCUUCUUCCUUUUACCUUGCUACCAGCUCUUGAGUAGUCUUGUGAUGUUGUAGCGCUUCCCAAAUUCCUCAUAUUUUGUCCUGCUUAAAAGGGAAACUAGAGAAAAGUGUUUAAUUUCUUCGCAUCUUGAAUGAAUUCCGUCCAAAUGAACAUAUAUACUUUGCCUAACUUCUCAGCUAAAAAUUCCUCUAAUAUAUAAAUAUAAAUAAAUAAAUA
Messenger RNA from Xiphias gladius (swordfish), 2750 nucleotides. RefSeq names its product spermatogenesis associated 2 (gene spata2). Gene Ontology annotation, biological process: regulation of necroptotic process; protein linear deubiquitination; protein K63-linked deubiquitination. The transcript is spliced from 3 exons. NCBI's taxonomy places the organism in Eukaryota, Metazoa, Chordata, Actinopteri, Istiophoriformes, Xiphiidae. The record is from RefSeq and is a predicted model, not a curated record. Gene Ontology annotation, cellular component: cytoplasm. Bases 555 to 2261 code for a protein of 568 amino acids.